Paramisgurnus dabryanus is the source of this 5930-nucleotide messenger RNA. It is a transcript of the gene sned1, whose product is annotated as sushi, nidogen and EGF-like domains 1. Gene Ontology annotation, biological process: cell-matrix adhesion; Notch signaling pathway. Lineage: Eukaryota; Metazoa; Chordata; Actinopteri; Cypriniformes; Cobitidae. Gene Ontology annotation, molecular function: Notch binding; calcium ion binding. The record is from RefSeq and is a predicted model, not a curated record.
AGGUUUUAUUGAGGAUAUUUCUAAGCUAACCAUCAGGGACCAAGUCACUGGAUUGUAAAAAAAAUAGAGCCGGAUCGCUCUGCUUCGUUCUCUUUCCCACUGUGUUCAUUUCAGUGAGCAGCACAGAGCACAGCAGCUCUUAAGCACCCAGCAGCACACAGAAUGCAAGGAAUCUACCUCCUCGUCUUAGACCAACAGCCAAAGUACCACGGGUGAGAGAAGACCUGAGAGGAAACAAAGGGUGGAAAUAAAAACAGAAAGAAGAAGAUAAAGAGAGAAUCACUGGUUGAGCAUUUGGCCACAGGGACUUGUGUUUUUCCGUGAGUGUUAUCUUGUUGCCUUCUCUGAGUGUCUGGUCUUCUAGUCCUUUUCUCCUCUCCAUCCCUGUGCAGACAAGGUCAUGGGGUGGCUGAGGAUAUCAGUGCUCUCCAUAUGCAUGCUGCUUACUUUGCUUGGUGAUGUGGAGCCGGCUGUACCUCUAGAGGACUUCUACCCAUUUGGCCAAGAUGAGGGUGACUCUCAGACUGUCGAACAGGAUGAUGGAGGCUCAGGACUGGUGGCAAUAUCUAUGGCUUUCCCUUUCUUUGGAGAACGGCACACUGGACUCUAUGUCAACAACAAUGGCCUGGUGUCUUUCCUGAGGGAGGUUUCCCAGUUCACUCCUGUGGCAUUUCCUAUUGCUGGAGACCGCAGAGUGGUGGCUCCAUUCUGGGCAGAUGUUGACAACCGGCGUGCAGGGAAAGUCUUUUAUCGGGAGAGCAAAGAUCCUGCAAUCCUGUUGAAAGCCACUGCACACAUUAGCCGUUACUUCCCAGAGUUCCCUACAUUUGUCACUACAUGGGUGCUGAUUGCUACCUGGUAUCAAGUUACAUUUUUCGGCGGAAGCUCAAUAACUCCGGUGAACACAUUUCAAGUAGUGCUCAUCACAGAUGGUGAGCUGUCCUUUACCAUCUUCCAGUACCACAAUAUUACGUGGACAACAGGGAUGCAUGCUACCAGUGGUGGUGACCUAGCUGGCCUGGGUGGCAUAGCUGCACAGGCAGGUUUUAACGCUGGCGAUGGGAAGCGCUAUUUCAACAUCCCAGGCUCUCGCACAGAUGACAUUGUUGAAGUUGAGACCACCACUAAUGUGGGCUAUCCUGGCCGGUGGGUCUUUCGCAUUGAUGAUGCCCAUGUGCAAGUGGGUGGUUGCAAUGACUCAGCCUCUGUCUGCCCUAACUUGAGGCCUUGUCUACAUGGUGGCCAAUGCAUUGAUGACUGCAUCACUGGAAAUCCCUCUUUCACUUGCUCGUGUCUGGCUGGCUUUACAGGACGCAGGUGCCAGAUAGAGGUUGAUGAGUGCUCCUCGUACCCCUGUCAGAAUGGAGGCACAUGUGUGGACAAGAUCAACUUCUUUAUCUGCCUGUGUCCAGUGGGAUUGACGGGGACAACAUGUGAAACAGACAUUGAUGAAUGCCAAGAAAGCCCGUGCCUUAAUGGAGCACAGUGCAUACAAGGUGUCGGCAACUUCACUUGUGUAUGCCAGGCAGGUUACACAGGCGUAUUAUGUGAAUCAGACAUAAAUGAAUGUUCAUCCAUGCCAUGUUUGAAUGGAGCUCUGUGCGAAGACCGGGUAAAUAACUACACUUGCACUUGUACAGCAAACUUCACUGGAAGCCACUGCGAGACAGAGUUGGUUGUCAUGGAAAACUCCUCUAGUACUGAUGCUGCAAAUAAUUCAGUUCCCUGUGAUGGAGACGGCUGUGAAAAGCGGCAAAUCUGCAUAUUUAUUGGCCCUGGAAACUACAGCUGCACCUGCGCACCUGGUUAUUAUGGUGAAAAUUGUGAAGAGGAGUGUCUUUGUCAGAACGGAGGUGUUUGUGUUGAUCUGAAUGGCACCUGUGAAUGUCCGACAGGUUUUACUGGAAUCUACUGUCAGUUUGAGGUAACACAGACACCCUGUAGUAACAGCAGACCGUGUCCUGAUGGAGGUCCAUGCUUAGAGUAUGGUGGUACAUACCUCUGCACCUGCCAAACCGGUGUCGACUUUGACCACAAGGACUUCUACCCAUAUGUACAGCCCCGAUCAGUCUGCGAUUCCUCACCGUGUCAGAAUGGAGGGUAUUGCUUCGAAAAAGAUGGAGACUACAUUUGUGAGUGCAAAUAUGGCUACAGAGGCAAGCAUUGCGAAAGAGUCAAAAAAAGUAUCUGUGCCUCCAGUCCCUGUCGUAAUGGAGGUUCAUGUAAAGAAGAAGCUGACAGCUACCAGUGUGUGUGUCCUUACCGUUUCACAGGGAAACACUGUGAAGUGGGAAAGCCGGAUCCUUGUUCUUCCAGUCCAUGUUUGAAUGGGGGAACUUGUUUCCACUACAUUGGCAAAUACAAAUGUGAGUGUUCUCCACCCUUCAUCGGAAGACACUGCGAGAUCAGCAGAGGAUCCAAGUUGGCUUUGGAGGCUCUGGAUUGUGGCUCCCCUGUGAAGGUCAAGCAUGCAGAAGUACAAUAUUCCUCUACGACCCCAGGCUCCAUUGCUCUGUAUGCAUGUCACCCAGGCUACACUCCCCUCUUAAGGGCAACCCAGACCACCUGCAACAGCCAGGGGUCGUGGACCCCGCCUCCUGUCUGUGAAGAGAUAAACGAGUGUUUGUCUCAGCCAUGUAUGAAUGGGGGAACCUGUCGUGACAGAAUAGCCUCCUACCUGUGUGAGUGUGAGGAUGGUUUUACCGGCCAGCGCUGUCAAACAGAUAUUGACGAAUGCCUUUCUGAGCCAUGCAAGCAUGGAGGUACAUGUGAGGAUCAGCCUGGGUCUUACUUCUGCCACUGCCAGCAGGGCUAUGCUGGACAGGACUGUGAGAUAGAACAGGAUGGAUGCGAGCCAAAUCCUUGCUUGAAUGGAGGUGUGUGUCGAGACUACAGGGGGAACCAUCUGUGUGUGUGUAAAGAGGGUUAUGUUGGAGACCGCUGCCAAACAUUGGAUAAUCCAUGUGUACUGCAGCCUUGUGGGAACCGAGGCAUCUGUCGAAGUGAUAGGAGAGAGAACUACAGCUGUGCGUGCAGGGUGGGCCACACAGGGAGAGACUGUGAGAGAGACCUGUUACCUCCAUCUGGUCUGCAUGUGUUGCGGGUUGAGGAAAAUGAAGUGGAGUUACGCUGGGAUCAGUCGGAUGCCACUCAGAAUUUGAUCAGUGGUUUCGCCAUUGCUUUUGCUCCUGUUGGUCGUGUACCAAGGAAGACAGACUUUCUGGAGAAGCAACAUUCUACAUAUGUACUGCAAGGCCUGAACCCCGGACAGCUUUACAACAUCUCUACAUUCUCUGUCAAACGCAACGCCAACAGCAAUGACAUAAGCCAGCCCGCUUUCGCGCUCAUCCGUACUAGACCACGUAAGGUAGAACAGCUGGAGGUAGUGAAUAUAUCAUCCUCUCAGGUAUGGCUACGCUGGUUGGUCCAGGUUGACCGCCACUCUGCAGACAGUCAAGUUCGAGUGUCCCUGUUGCCUGCAGAUGGGAGUGGACCUCGCACGGCUGUAAUCAAUAGCAGUGUCACAGAGUACACCUUCAGCACAUUGCUCCCAGGUCAGAUGUACACAGUGGACAUAGUUACACAGAGUGGUCUGCGCCCUGAAGAUCUCCCAUCAACCAGCAAAUCUGCUGGGCCAAUUCACUUCUGGACCAGACCCCUCCCUCCUCAGAACCUUUCACUCUCUCGUAUCACCACUACAUCUGCUCGGAUAACAUGGGACCGUCAUCCACAAAGUCUUCAAGAUGGUUUUGUAGUAAAUAUUACUCGAGGCCUCAACACUCGCAGUCGCUACCUACCUGAUGGAAGCUUAGGGACGUACACCCUUCGCGAUCUUGUUCCAGGACAGCAUUACCGUCUUUCCCUGACCUCUGUACGCAAAACAGGCCAGGACAACAUUCAAAGCGUCCCUCAACAUUUAGCUUUUACCACGCUUCCAAGAGGUGAAAGACCUCAGGGUGGACAGGACCAUCAAGUGGGUCACACCUUGACACAAGUUCAAGAUGGGGGCACUGUUGACAACACAGAACAUUUAGAAGAACCACUAAGAUACACAGAGCAUAUUGAUGGUAGAGGGAGGAUUACAGCCAAAUUUGCCAGCCUUCCACAUAAAACCAUUAGACACCGUACAAAGCCAGAUCCACCAAUCAAAUUAGAAAAGAUGGAAGAAACCACCAAUAAGAUCAGUCUAGCUCUAGAAAUUCCAGAAGAAGAGACAAAGAAUAUAUCUGAGUCAUCCCAAGACUGCAGAACUCAGACUUGCCAGAAUGGUGGUACGUGCGUUCAGAUCGACGAGUUAUUCAGCUGCACCUGUGCCACUGGUUUCAAGGGAAGGCGAUGUGAGCUAUAUUGCCAGCGAUUGUCUCACCCAUGCACUCGACUUUACUCCGAAACAAAGAGUGUGCCUGUGUGGGAAGAUGGUGUCUGCCAUUAUUUGUACAAAAGGACAUAUAAAGUUCAGCAGGAUGUUUGUUUUAGAGAAAUCUGUGAGCCUUUACUGCCUAAAAAAACUCCAAACAGAAGAACUCAAAAACAGCAAUAAUAUGGAUCCUGAAUGAAUGAGGAUGUCACAUUAAAUGAGGAUGCAUUUCCAGCACUGUUACAUUUUUUUUGCAUCACUGGUCACAUUUCGUUGACUGAAUUGUCCUAUGGAUUGUUUUAUUAUUGACAGUUCCAGUUCUGUAUAUGACUUUUGACCAUCAUUAAGCAGUUAUCUGCAUCAAAGACCAUACCUCAAAUGUAAAUAUUUUUGAAUAUCGACAUGUAGUGCCGUCUAGUCCCUCAGGAAUUUUUUUUUUUAACUGCCUGCUUCAUCUCUAAAAUCUACAAGUAUUCCUUAUUCAACCAUCUGAACUGGUUAAAGCCUUAUCGUCUCAUACAACAAGAUCACAUAAAAUACUGGAAGAGAAACAUCACACCUUUGUUUAUGUUGUAAAGCAAAUCUCUGUGCUAGCUACCAUGUAAAUAGUGUUUAUAGUCUGUUUUUGUCUUUAAUAUUUUAAUAAUAAAAAUAUUGAAAAAUCAUGCUUUUCUGCUUUUUUGAGGGGUUGCAGGUUUAUACAAAUAAAGUUUUAAGGGGCAUUUAAGGGGGAAGGAAUAAAAGAUUGAUUUGAAAAAUCGGAUUGUUUUUAAUAUUUUAAUGAUAUCGUCAUAAAUUGGAAAUCAGCAUUGGUAUGUAAGCUAUUCUUUGUGUGUCUAAAGAUUUUUUUUUUUUUUUAGAAUGAAUAACAUGAAACAAUGUUCUAGACUCUAAACUGCCACAAGAUGUCGCUAUAUUUUCAGAAAAUGCUAAAGGUGCUUUCUGUCAUCAGGCAAAAUUCCACAAGAUUAUCGAUUCUGGGUAGAGUGUAUACAACUACGGCCUAACCUCGUGAGAUGAUGGGUUUAGGGUUAGGUUUGGGGUAGGAUUAGGAUUAAGAACAACGGUUCUGGCUAUAUAGGAUACAGCUAUGGCCUAAAUCCCGUGGGAUGUUUGGUUUAGGGUUAGGUUUUGGGUUGGAUGGAUUAGGAUGAAAACAGCGCUCAUUCUGCAAGAUUUUGGCUGCAUCCCUUUUAGCCACAACCAAGAUUAACUUUUUUUUUACAAUUUUCUCAUUUGCUUUGGAGCAUUUCUCAGAUCAGAAAUUUAUUUUUUCAAACACUUUGUUUAACCUCCACAUCAUCAAGUCAGUUGUGCAAAAUAUAAUAGCAAAUUCUGUUUAUUUUGGACAAAUUUCAAAUGCUUAAAUAAAAUCAUGUGGUUGAUUAUGUACAAUUGUCUGCUGUUUGCUACGUUUUCAGUUGCUUAUGUAAUUUUCAACUUAAUAUAUUAUGCUGCUUUCUGUUGAAUAGUCUUACCUUACACCUCAAAACAUUUAGAAAUUAGUUCAUUAUAUAAGCCAUGACAUGCAGAAUGAUUAACCUUUUUGUCAUAAUCCGUUUUUUCAUUUGUU